GAGAGAGCGCGAGUCGGUGACGGUUUCGUGAAACGCUUUAAAUGCCACAUCACAUGCAGUAAGCGUAGCUCUCUUCUCUUUUCCCCCUCUCUCUUCACUUUCCCUCCUAAAACCUCUUUAGGAGAGAAAGGCGGCUCAAUGGCGACCACGCCGACGAUGAAUAAGAAGAAGAAGAAGAAGGGGAACCUCCUACGAACGUCCACAAUUCGGCGCCAAUGCAGCCUUCUCCUGAUCUCCUUCUUCUCCGCUAUUUUCGCCGCCGCCGAUCCUAUCGACUACGCCGAUGCCCUGUCGAAGAGCCUCCUCUACUUCGAAGCUCAGAGGUCCGGCCGCCUGCCGCACGGCCAGCGCGUCGCCUGGCGAGGCAGCUCAGGCCUCACGGACGGCCUCGAGCAAGGGGUGGACUUGGUCGGAGGGUACUACGACGCCGGCGACCAUGUGAAAUUCGGCUUGCCGAUGGCGUUCACCGUCACAAUGCUGUCCUGGGCCGCUAUCGAGUACGGCGAAGACAUCUCCGCCGCCGGCGAGCUGGAGCACACUCUGGAGGCGAUCAAAUGGGGGACGGAUUACUUCAUCAAAGCUCAUACCCGACCCAAUGUGCUAUGGGCAGAGGUGGGCGACGGCGACACGGACCACUACUGCUGGCAGCGGCCGGAGGACAUGACGACAUCCCGGCAAGCCUACAAGGUCGACGAGCACAACCCCGGGUCAGAUCUCGCCGGCGAGACGGCGGCCGCUAUGGCCGCCGCCUCGAUAUUGUUCAGGAAAGCCAACCCACAUUACUCCCGCCUGCUCUUGCGCCACGCCCAACAGUUGUUCGAAUUUGGGGACAAAUACAGAGGGAAGUAUGACGGGAGCGUGGGCGUGGUGAAAGACUACUACGCGUCGGUGAGCGGGUACAUGGACGAGCUGUUGUGGGCGGCUCUGUGGCUGUACGAGGCCACCGGCGACGGCGAGUAUUUCAAGUACGUCGUCAACAAGGCUCACUGCUUUGGCGGCAUUGGCUGGGCCAUCACUGAGUUCAGCUGGGAUGUUAAGUAUGCCGGAGUCCAGAUCAUGGUUGCUAAGCUGCUAAUGCAAGACAAGCACAGGGAGCAUAGACACAUCCUAGAGCUGUACCGGGCCAAGGCCGAGUACUACAUCUGCUCAUGCCUCGGCAAAAACACCGCCGGGAACAACGUUGAGCGGACCCCCGGCGGCCUCCUAUACGUCCGGCAGUGGAACAACAUGCAGUACGUGUCAUCGGCGUCGUUCCUUCUCUCGGUAUACUCCCGACUCCUCCAAAAAUCGAACGGGAAACUCCUCCAUUGCCAUGCAGGGGUUGCCAACCCUGAAGACCUCCUGGACCUUGCCAAAGCCCAAGUCGAUUACAUCUUGGGCUCCAACCCAAUGAACAUGAGCUACUUAGUGGGCUUUGGCCCAAGAUACCCCACAAGGGUGCACCACAGAGGGGCAUCCAUUGUGUCAUAUAGAGACAACAAAGCGUUCAUUGGGUGCACCCAAGGGUAUGACAAUUGGUAUAGCCAAGAUGGGCCCAACCCUAAUGUCUUGGUUGGGGCCUUGGUUGGGGGCCCAGAUUGUCAAGACAAGUUCAGUGAUGAAAGGUGGAAUUAUAUGCAGACUGAGGCUUGCACCUACAACACAGCCCCUUUGGUUGGUGUCUUGGCCAUGUUGAAUCAAUUGCAGGGCCGAAGUGUUCAAUAUGAGCCUAAUCUCCCCCUCCUGGUUGCUGCUUCCUAAAGACACCUCAAGUAAAUUGACUUCAUGUCAAAGAGAUGGAUAUAUAUAUAUAUAUAUAUAGCGAGUUUUAGUGGCAAUGAUAUGAUUGCACUUUCAUAAUCGGAGGUAUCAGAUUUAAAUUUAAAUUGUAAACGUCCUCUUUUCCACCUCCCCAAAAAAAAAAAGACAAAGGAAAAGUUUAAAAUCUGGCACUUUUGUCGAACUCUUGCAAAGCGGGGAUGAUGGGGCAUUUGGGAUUUGGGAACGCCCUUUUACUGUAUGUGGCUGAGUUUUCAGUUUUGAGCUCGUAACC
This is a messenger RNA of Diospyros lotus (date-plum), 2032 nucleotides long. Its product is annotated as endoglucanase 11. Gene Ontology annotation, molecular function: hydrolase activity, hydrolyzing O-glycosyl compounds. NCBI's taxonomy places the organism in Eukaryota, Viridiplantae, Streptophyta, Magnoliopsida, Ericales, Ebenaceae. Bases 139 to 1740 code for a protein of 533 amino acids. Gene Ontology annotation, biological process: carbohydrate metabolic process. The transcript is spliced from 5 exons. The record is from RefSeq and is a predicted model, not a curated record.